Messenger RNA from Spinacia oleracea (spinach), 842 nucleotides. RefSeq names its product copper transporter 6. The transcript has a single exon. Gene Ontology annotation, biological process: copper ion transmembrane transport. Gene Ontology annotation, molecular function: copper ion transmembrane transporter activity. Bases 128 to 625 code for a protein of 165 amino acids. Gene Ontology annotation, cellular component: plasma membrane. The record is from RefSeq and is a predicted model, not a curated record. NCBI's taxonomy places the organism in Eukaryota, Viridiplantae, Streptophyta, Magnoliopsida, Caryophyllales, Amaranthaceae.
AAUGAGUACGUACAAGUGUACAACAAAAACCUAUCCCACUUAAUUUAAAUCUAACUAUAGUACUACUACUCCUCCUCCUACCCCUUUCCUAAACCACACAUUAAAAACUCUUUCACUCCAGAUACAUAUGGAUCAUGGUAUGAAUGGGCAUGGCAUGGGGGGCAUGACGAUGGCACCACCCCCAUCAUCAAAUUCAUCAUCGAUGAUGGGCAUGGGUCAUAAGAAGAUGAUGAUGCACAUGACAUUCUACUGGGGGAAGAACGCAGAGAUCCUAUUCCAUGGGUGGCCUGGGACCCACACAUUCAUGUAUAUAAUCUCUCUCGUCCUUGUUUUUCUAACGGCUUUUUGCAUUGAAGCGCUAUCGCGUUCUCGCUUGGUUAAGGAAGGACGGAACGCUGUCGUUUCGGGUUUAUUGCUUACCGUAUUACACACCUUACGUAUGGGGCUUGCUUAUCUUGUUAUGCUUGCUGUUAUGUCCUUCAAUGGCGGUGUUUUUAUCGCUGCCGUUGCGGGUCAUGCUCUCGGGUUUAUGGUAUUUGCUACUCGGAUUUUCCGGAAAGGUACGGAGGAUUCGGAUCCUCCUGCGUACCGGAAAACUUCGGAUCUUCCCCCCAUGAGUUGUUGAUCAAUGACUUUAAUUAUUUUGUUUAGUAAGGAAUUCUAGUGGUUUUUCUUUUUUUAAAUAAUGUACGGAGUAAUGUAGUUGUAGAUUUUUUGUGUGUGUCAUAUUGUGAAAGAAAUCAAGGAUGUGAUACAUGCUACACAGUGAGAAAGGUUAAACAACAUUAAUUUAGUUCCAAAAAUGAAAGAGUAUAUGAAUUAUAAUUAUGGGUUUUGAUUUA